AUGACCCCUGGACAGGCGACCGAGUUUGCCGACAAUGACUAUAAGUUCAAGUCGCAACCCAGCCAGGUCCGGUUCUCGACCAUAACGGAGGAAAUCGAACCUUCGGAUUCCCCGGUCCCUCCCCAAGUACCGCCGGCCGAUGACACGAUGAAGGAUCAGGAGCAAGAGGAGGAACUGCGGUCCCUGGCUGCCAGCCUACAAAAAUCACAGUUGCAGGAGACGCGGUUGCGACAGUUCUCAUAUGACCCGAUUUCUCUUCCAUCUUCUAGGGUUGCGUCGCGAGAGUCAAGCGACCGCAGUGGUCACGAAGCCAAUGGAUCAGGACUGCCCUCUCCCCGAGACUCCCCCACGGUGUCCGCUAUGCAGUCACCCCCGCUUACACCAGCUGCGACUCACUCACGGGAAGCCAAGUCUACUGAUACCUCGUCAACAUCAAACACUACGGACAAAGGAGCCCCGGGGCAGUCCGCUGCCAUGACCCCCACUACUUCCCCACCGACAAGCGCGACCCUAAAGAACAAAGCCUCCCAGAGUGCCCCCUCUUCACGACCCUCUUCAACCGACCAACUGUCGAAACAGAAUAACGUCGCGCAAACAUCGUCCCAUCCGCUAAAUUCCCCGAAACAUAGGGCGCAGUUCUUCGUUGGCCCUGCGGCUGAUGGAGGUGCACAGGAUGAAAGCCCUCCGAUGACUCCGAGGGUUGAAAGCUAUACCCCUCCCGGUGCGAUUACACCCGUCGGAGAGCCCAAUGAUCCAUAUGCUCGCAGCAAACGGCCCCCACCACCAAAGAACCUCGCGCAACUGGACCAACGCUUUAUCUUCAAUGGCAGAGAUGCGAAACGUCGCACCAACACCUCCUCGUCGUUCACCCGCCCUAUGUCUCCUCGGUCCGCCAGUGCAAGUGAUCUCAGGUCCACCGAAAAGCGCAGCGGCUUUUUUGGCAGCAAAAAAGAGGCCAAGCCGCAGGAACCGGAAAGCAAGCCCCACGGCCACAUGUCCGAGCUAAAGCGCUUCUUCAAACGGAACCACCACAAGCAUAAGCGUGCUGAUUCUCCCUCAUCUAUACCCUUCAAAAAGUCGAGCCGGUCUUCGGGCAAGAAUGGCCCUUUCCACACAUCGGAUAGUGUUCCCUUCGCUGACGACCAUGGGCUCAACUCAAAGUACGGGAAGCUAGGCAAGGUUUUGGGUUCAGGAGCAGGUGGAUCCGUUAGGUUGCUCAAGCGUAACAGCGACGGCGUGACCUUCGCUGUCAAGCAGUUUCGUGAUCGCCAUUCUUGGGAGAGCAUGAAGGAGUAUUCGAAGAAGGUGACUGCGGAAUUUUGCAUCGGCUCGACUCUUCAUCACGGCAAUAUCAUCGAGACACUGGAUAUCAUCCAAGAAGGCAGCCAUUGGUACGAGGUGAUGGAGUAUGCUCCGUUCGAUUUGUUCGCGAUUGUCAUGACAGGAAAGAUGGUGAAAGAUGAGAUUGCCUGCGCCUUCAAGCAGAUACUCAGCGGAGUGGCCUACUUGCACGGAAUGGGUUUGGCCCACAGGGAUCUGAAAUUGGACAACGUGGUCGUCAAUGAACAUGGCAUCAUGAAGCUUAUCGACUUUGGGAGUGCGGUGGUUUUCCGGUACCCCUUUGAGAAUGAUAUCGUUCCUGCUUCUGGCAUCGUCGGCUCUGAUCCCUAUUUGGCUCCGGAGGUGUACGAUGAAAAGAAAUACGAUCCCCGCCCCACGGACGUCUGGUCUCUGGCCAUCAUCUUCUGCUGCAUGACCUUGCGCCGAUUUCCCUGGAAGCAGCCCCGUGUCAGCGACAACUCUUACCGACUCUUCGUCUCCCCGCCCACUCCCGGCACACCAGUUCCUGAUACAGACCCCAAACGUCACCGAGUCGUUAAAUCGUCUCCUGACCUCCAAUCGGCGGCUCACGAACAAAAGACCCCGCAGGUUGUUGACCCCAAGAAGGGGCCCAUCGAUCAACCCGUGCAGGCUAAUGGACGUCAGGAGCCCCCGAAGAGUACUGCUCAGACAGGGCCUACCGCUGGAGAAGAGAACCGUCCUCCGGAGAGUCCACAGGAACGUACACCUACCAACAAGACCGCGGUAGAGGACAAGAACGGCCCUACUCACAAGCCCACUCGCACCACAAGCAAAGAAGCCCCCCCUCUUCCCGCUUCAUCCCAGCCUUCUGGCCAACGCCAGGAAGUAAUCAAGGGUCCCUGGAGACUUUUGCGACUUCUGCCACGCGAGAGCCGGUAUAUCGUCGGGCGCAUGUUGAAGGUGGGCGUCAAUGAACGCGCAACCCUCGAUGACGUCCUAACCGACGAAUGGGUUCGCAACAUCAAGGCAUGCCAGCAGGAGCUUUCUGGUGAGGUCAUCCGGGCCCCUGGCCAUACCCAUGUCCUGGAACCACCAUCGGCCAGUGUUCCCUCCGGAGCCAUUGCCGGCCUCACCGUUGACUGCUCCCUCUACCCCCUCGACACGAUCAAAACCCGCCUCCAAAAAGCGCGCACACAAGGCCCUUCCACCACAUCCGCAGCCGCAUCCAGCCUCUCCCUCCGCCAAACCAUCCGCGGCAUCUACGCCGGUCUUCCCUCCGUGCUCUUCGGCUCCGCCCCGUCCGCCGCAUCCUUCUUCAUCGUCUACGAUGGCGUGAAACGAUACCUCCUCCCGUCCCCCUCCUCUAACCCCAAGGAUACCCCAUCUCGCUCCCACAUCAUCCUCACGCACUCCCUCGCCUCCUCAAUGGGCGAAAUCGCCGCCUGCGCCGUCCGCGUCCCCACCGAAGUCGUGAAACAGCGCGCCCAAGCCGGUCUCUUCGGCGGCUCGAGUCUCCUCGCCUUCAAGGAUAUCCUCGCCCUCCGGAAUGCUCCGAAUGGUGGGGUGGGCCAGGUCCUCGGCGAGUUGUAUCGUGGUGCCGGGAUUACGAUUGCCAGGGAGAUUCCGUUCACCGUGUUGCAGUUUACUAUGUGGGAGAGUUUGAAGGAGGGGUAUGCGAAGAAGGUCGGUGGUGGUGAUGGGACUGGGGUUGUGCCCGCGUCGACGAGUGCUAUGUUUGGGAGUGUUGCCGGAGCUAUUUCGGCGGGUUUGACGACCCCGUUGGAUGUUGUUAAGACUAGGGUUAUGCUUGCGAGACGCGGUGGGGAUGGUGAGAGGGUUAGGGUGAGGGAUGUCGUUAGGGAGGUUUAUAAGGAGGGUCUUGGGGCGUUUUGGAGGGGGAUUGGGCCGAGGGUUGCGUGGAUUGGGAUUGGUGGGGCGGUGUUUUUGGGGAGUUAUCAGUGGGCGUGGAAUACGUUGGAGGGGAAGAGGGAGGGGGAGAGGGAGAGGGAGAGUGAAGAUCAAAAGCAGGAGGGGGGAGAGAAGAAGGUGGAAGACGAGCAGAUCCCCGAGGGAAGCCGGGGCUCGUGCCUCCCGCCAGAAAGGGAAGGAACGAACCACCAGAGGGUCACUUAUGUCCUCCCUCUGCCUGAUGCCCCUGGUGGGCAUAGACUAGGCGUUAAUGGUCUGACGGUCGAUACGGACAAUUCCAUCCUGUAUUCCGCUGGUCGCGAUGGUGUUGUAUGCUCGUGGGACCUCAACCGCCCCCUCUCCGGCGCAUCGGCGUCGAAAUCCGGUUCGACAACCUUCAGAAACCAAGUCCAGGCUCACAGCCAUUGGAUCAACGACAUUGUCUUGACUAAGAACAACUCGGCGCUCGUUUCCGCAUCGUCCGAUACCACGGUGCGAUUAUGGAGACCGCACUCGGAAAUCACGGAGGUGCCGCAUCCCAUCGGCAAACAUGCCGACUACGUGAAAGCCUUGGCAACCCCCGGAAAUCACUCCUCAUGGGUGGCAUCAGGCGGCCUGGAUCACAAGCUCUAUCUAUGGGAUUUGAAUGGCGGCGGUGAGGUCCUUGGCAUCGAUGCGUGCGGGGAGGAUCGGACGGCAAAGGGUUCGGUCUAUGCACUAGGCGCUGUAUCGUCCGUCCUGGCCAGUGGUGGACCGGAAAGCGUGGUCAGAGUCUGGGAUCCGAAAUCCGGAAAAUUGAUCACGAAGUUCGUGGGCCAUACCGACAAUAUUCGAGAUAUCCUCAUUAAUCAAGAUGGCGAUACCAUUAUGACCGCGUCCUCCGACCAGACGGUCAAGGUUUGGUCGCUGACAGCAGGAAGAUGCAUGCACACCUUGACAAUGCACAACGACAGUGUCUGGUCGCUUUAUUCGAAUCAUCCUCAGCUGUCGGUGUUCUAUUCGAGUGAUCGAUCCGGCUUGGUCGCCAAGACGGACACGAGGCACUCUGCGGAUAUCGAGCAAGGUGUCUGCGUUGCAGCGCUGCAGGAGCACGAGGGCGUUAUCAACGUCGUAGCUGCCGGAGACUAUAUCUGGACAGCAACACCGAAGUCUAGUAUCAAUCGGUGGAGGGAUAUUGAUACCACAGCCGAGAUAGAAGCCCCAGCUUCAGGGGAACGAAAGUCCAGCGCUGAAAAGGAUGCGGCUAAAGGAAUGCCCAAGAAGAUACCAUACGAAUCGGUUCUCUUACUAUCAAACACAUCUACGUUCCCUAAUUCGAGAGUUCCUCACGACGCGGCGCCAGGCGGCGCAUCACAUGCACAGGGCCAAGCUUCCGGCUCAGACAUGGAGGAUGAACUGGGAUUGACCCUGCCCGUCCAGUCCUUGCCAGAGGAGACUAUCGAAGGACAGCACGGAUUGAUCAAACACUUCAUGUUAAAUGACCGCAAACGGACUUUGACCCAAGAUUCUGCGGGUGAGGUUGUCUUAUGGGAUCUUCUCAAGUGUAAACCUAUUCAAUCCUUUGGCAAGCGGCAUAUGGAUGAUGUGGCCUCUGAGAUUAACACCACGGAGAGUAUUGCUCACUGGUGCACGAUCGACAUCCGCACCGGAAGGUUAUCAGUGAUUCUGGAGCCAGGACGCUGCUUUGACGCGGAGAUAUACGCCGACGAAACAGACAUAGAAGAUAGUUCGCAGUUCCGCGACGACCAGAGAAUCAACCUAGGCAAAUGGAUAUUGCGCUGGCUCUUUGCAUCACUGGUCGAUGAGCACGUUCGGCGUGAUGCCCAGUAUCGUGCCAUGGCAGUUGCAAGAGCGGAGGAAAUGGCUAAACUGACCACAACGAGUGCCUCUGCGCCAAUGGAUAUACCGUCAGCAGAUGGUUCAAGGCGGCCGUUAGGUCUGCAGACUCCUAUAGAUGCCUCAUUCUCAACCUUCCGGUCCGGAUACGACACUCUUGGUAGCCCUACGACGCCCGGCUUCGGUAUCGGCUACGCAACAAGUCCGGGGACGUUAGGGUCACCCGUGCUACCACCACAUAGCUACAACAACAAUAGCUACUUUGGAACAUCUAUCGGCGAGACUUCGGACUUUCUGUCAUCACAGCAAAACCCGGACCUAACUCGAACAUCUUUCUCGGACCGGUCGAGCGAUUACUUUUCCUCCUCAUCCAAGCCCCCGGGUCUGACUCCGCUAGACACAGAGAAGGCGCCAGCGACACCCGGAGAGCCGACGCCAACUGCUCUGCCUCAAUCACCGGUCGAGCCUGACAAAGAGGAACGAAAGCGGGGAGGAUCUAUAUUUGGGAAGAAAUUUCGGAUGGAUUUCCCCAAGCGAAUGGGCCGGUCCUCGUCGGAAGCCAAGCCCCAGAUCCAAGAAGAGAAGAUUGAAGAAUCGGACAAGUCGUCUGUCAAGGAAGAGAAGGUUUUUGAAACCAAUCUGGGUGGCUUCAUCGAGCGAACCCGGCACGAGUACGAGGAAUGGCUGUCUGCCAACCCGGGGCAGGAGUUGGUGUCUGCCUUUGCUCCUAGUCCUGACAACGAGACACCCGAACUGCAGAUACCUCCUCGCACGGCCGUAUUCAUCCAAGAGGAAUCUGGCGACACGGCAGUGGCUUCAGACUUGUACAGGGGUACUGUGGCAGGAAUUAGUCAGGAGAUUGACAAGUUGGAGAAGUCCAUCCCGUUAUGGCUUGCGGACUUGCUGCUCAAGAAUCAAAUGCCAUUGAAAGAGCCAGUGAAGAUUGCGUUUACGCUGAAACCUUACGACGAUCUUCUGCCGCCUGUGGUCAAGCCAGAGUAUGACAGGCCGGCUACGAGCGCAAACGCGAACAACAAUCGACUCAACGCCAAUCGCAUGCUUCGAGCCAAGAAGAUCCUUGCCUAUGUUGCAGAACGGAUCGACCCCCCUAACCCCGAUGAGCCCGAAGAGGAUGCGAUGAAGCCGGAAGAGUAUCUGGAGUUGUAUUGCCAGAAGAUGCUGAUUCCGCCAAACAUGACUCUUGCGACAAUUCGGGCACACAUCUGGCGCUCGUCUGGGGAUAUGCUACUGUAUUACAAAGCGAACGGAAAGAAGGAGAUCAAAACCACUCCCGACGGAGAGAGCAACCACCUUGAGGGUGGCUCUCAUCGAUUCCUUGAUCCCGCAAGCGCCGGCGGCGAAGCUGGAAGCGUGCCCCCAGGGAGCAUCCACUCGCUGACAGCCUCAGGGUCGGGUGCUGCCUCGAUCAGCAAUACCUGA
Messenger RNA from Aspergillus neoniger CBS 115656, 6486 nucleotides. RefSeq names its product Pkinase-domain-containing protein. Gene Ontology annotation, biological process: protein phosphorylation; double-strand break repair via homologous recombination; protein deubiquitination. The record is from RefSeq and is a predicted model, not a curated record. The coding region runs from base 1 to 6486 and encodes 2161 amino acids. NCBI's taxonomy places the organism in Eukaryota, Fungi, Ascomycota, Eurotiomycetes, Eurotiales, Aspergillaceae. Gene Ontology annotation, molecular function: ATP binding; protein kinase activity; ubiquitin binding. The transcript has 13 exons.